AUCUCUGAGGGCGCCUCUGUGGGCGUUCAUCUUUCGGACGAGAUGCUUACGAACCUUAAUCACUACAUUGAACGGGUGAAAUCUACUCACGAUGAUGACUCGAUAGAUCGCUUGAAUUAUGUAACAACGAUCUAUGUUCUUCUUGGCUUUGCACUUACGCUGUUCGCCAAGAACUACGUCGGAGAACCAAUGCAGUGUUGGGUUCCCAAUCAAUGGACGGGCACGUGGGAGGCGUUCUCUGAAUCCUACUGCUUUGUAGAGAAUACUUACUUUGUGCCAAUGAAUCAUAGUAAUCUACCACCAGCAGAUACAAGAGAAGGCCGAGAGAUGAUCUACUACCAAUGGGUUCCAUUCAUUCUGUCCCUCAUGGCACUUUUCUUCUACAUUCCUCGUGGAGUUUGGAAUAUUUUUUCUUCUUAUAGCGGUCUCGCAUUAGCUGAUCUCAUGACAGCAGCAAGAAAAUCUGCGAAGACUGGAGCCGACGAUCCAUAUAUCCCAUCAAUAGCACGCACGCUUCAAAAAGUGCACACAUCGAAAGUUGUCCGAUAUGGUUCCAGUCUUUUCAACCUCUACAUAAUAAUGAAGGUGUUGAUUUUUGGUAACUUGUUGCUGCAGUUCUUCUGCUUAAACCAUUUUCUUGGCACUGAGUACACCUUCUGGGGACUUGGUAUAGCGCUUGAUAUGCUUCGAGGACGACAAUGGCAACAGAGUGGACAUUUUCCCAGGGUGAACAUGUUCAACGAAAAGAUCUUCAUAUUCUUGUGGUUUUGGUUCGCUUUGCUGCUCUUCUUCACUUUCAUAAAUCUAUUCACUUGGAUUCGUCGACGAUUCAGUACGUCUGCUAGGAAAACGUUCCUUUUCAACGUUUUGACGGACAGUGGACUCGACACCACCGAGGCCGAACGAGAGGAGUUCUAUCGGGACGUGGUGCAAGACGACGGUCUGCUGGUGCUGUUACUACUUGAUGCUAACGGAGGUCGUCUUCAAUCUGGAGAACUUGCUCACCAGUUGUGGACCUCGAAAUUUCCCCAACACGAUGACAAAACGAUCUCUACUGUUGCCGAAGAAGAAGCCAUGAACUUGAACAAACAACUAUGGGAUGAAAACUAUCCAAUCAGUGCGUGUGUUUGUCUCUCUCUUUAUACACUCUAUGUCGAAGGCAGUCUUGCGUCUCGAACUGACUAUCUAAAGCCUUCGACACAGGAAAGGUCUCAUCAAAAUAAGAGUCAUAUUCGUAGGUUGAAAUACGUCUAUACUCCGUGGAUUCUCUGUGGGACGGCAUUUCUAAUAUUUGCACACGAAUAUGUUGGUGAACCGAUUCAAUGCUGGGCGCCGAAACAAUGGGCAGGAGGCUGGGAGCAGUACGCUGAGCAAUUCUGCUUGAUAGAGAACACCUAUUUUGUGAAGAUGAACGACUCAAAUCUGCCAGCUGCACAAGAAAGAGAAGAUCGAGAAAUUCGAUAUUACCAGGUGACAUUUUGCGAUCUAGAAGUACGUGAACUCGGUGGUGCCGUCCACAGAUGGUCCUUGCAAUGUGUACUCGUGGUAUUGAUCAACAUGUUCAACGAGAAGAUUUUCGUCUUCUUAUGGUGGUGGUUCUGCAUGCUCCUCUUCAUUUCCAUUCUCAACCUCUUCCGUUGGCUCAUUCGACUCUCGUUCGAUGCUCAACGGUCAUUCAUCACAGCCGUUCUGGAAUCGACAAUCGACGACGACAUUGACGCCAGAGAAGUGAGCGAAUUCUGUAGAAAGAUGCUGAAAGCUGACGGCGUAACAAUAGUACGUCUUAUCGAGGAAAACGCUACCAUCUAUCAGAGACCGCAACCGUUACGGAUUAACAAUUUCAAUAUGGCUACUGUCAGCUACAAAGUGUCAAAGAGUUUUCUGCCCACAUAUAAGAAACCUCACAAAAAAGGCCACUUUGCACUUGUGCCGAAUGUGGCCGAAUUCUGGGACUAUUGGAAGCGCGAGAUGAUUAGGAAUGUUCAUGGGUGCACGUAG
Messenger RNA from Haemonchus placei, 1998 nucleotides. The record is from the annotation of a GenBank genome assembly. Lineage: Eukaryota; Metazoa; Nematoda; Chromadorea; Rhabditida; Trichostrongylidae.